CAAGGCCCUGCUGGAUGACAUCGUGUCCCGAGGCCGGGGGGGACCCCCGGGACCCUUCCCCGACGCCGCCAACGGGCAGAACGGGACGGUGCAGGAGCUGAUGAUCCCCGCGGGCAAGGCGGGGCUGGUCAUCGGCAAGGGCGGGGAGACCAUCAAACAGCUCCAGGAACGAGCAGGAGUAAAAAUGAUCCUGAUCCAAGACGGUUCCCAAAACACCAACGUGGACAAACCCCUGCGGAUCAUCGGCGAGCCCUACAAAGUGCAGCAAGCCUGUGAGAUGGUGCUGGACAUCCUGAGGGAGCGGGACCAGGGAGGAUUCGGAGACCGCUCGGAUUACGGCGCCCGCCUGGGCGGGGGGAUCGACGUGAGUGGGAGCCCGGGACCACCCCGAAACUACCCUGGAAUCACCCCGAAAUCA
Molecule: messenger RNA, 418 nt
Organism: Pyrgilauda ruficollis (rufous-necked snowfinch)
Lineage: Eukaryota; Metazoa; Chordata; Aves; Passeriformes; Passeridae
Product: far upstream element-binding protein 2-like
Exons: 3
Biological process (GO): regulation of gene expression
Cellular component (GO): cytoplasm; nucleus
Molecular function (GO): mRNA binding
Source: RefSeq, a predicted model, not a curated record